AGGACAAAAACUGGAUUAAUGGCAAUACCAUUUCUCAGUUUCGGCGCAUGCAUGACGCUAACUUCCAGGAUAUAAAGCUUCUAGGGCCAGACGAGCUCGUCGACAUUCGCUACGCCGAUAUCCUCGCCAACCCCAUGGAGACUUUGAGGAGCAUUUACGAGAAGCUCCAUAUUGACCAUCCCCUUCCCCGUACCCUCUUCAUAAGCUUUGACGAGACCUUGCGGCCCGCCAUUCUUGCUUAUCAGGAGGCCCAGAAACAAUUUAAGGUCAAUCAAAACCAGAAGCUGAGUAAGGAAGAGAGGGCAGUUGUGGCAGAUGUAUGGGCAGACUACUUUGCCCAUUACAAAUACAACCCAUGA
Nannochloropsis gaditana CCMP526 is the source of this 359-nucleotide messenger RNA. RefSeq names its product putative sulfotransferase. The transcript has 3 exons. The coding region runs from base 48 to 359 and encodes 103 amino acids. The record is from RefSeq and is a predicted model, not a curated record.